GCGAAGGGGCCACUUCCGACUGGCGCGGGUCGGGCUACGGGCAGCCGCUUCUCGGCGGAUCCCCUGCGACCGCAGCCAUGGGCAAGAAGCACAAGAAGCACAAGGCGGAGUGGCGCUCUUCGUACGAAGAUUACACGGACACACCACUGGAGAAGCCUCUGAAGCUAGUGCUCAAGGUGGGAGGAAGCGAAGUGACGGAACUUUCAGGAUCUGGCCACGACUCCAGCUACUAUGAUGAUAGGUCAGACCAUGAGCGGGAGAGACACAAAGAAAAGAAGAAGAAAAAGAAGAAGAAGUCAGAGAAGGAGAAGCACCUCGAUGAGGAGGAGAGAAGGAAGCGGAAGGAAGAGAAAAAGCGGAAGCGGGAGAAGGAGCACUGUGACUCAGAGGGGGAGGCUGAUGCCUUCGACCCUGGAAAGAAGGUGGAGGUGGAGCCACCCCCAGAUCGACCAGUGAGAGCCUGCCGAACACAGCCAGCUGAGAAUGAGAGCACACCUAUCCAGAGGCUUCUGGAGCACUUCCUCCGUCAGCUGCAGAGAAAAGAUCCUCAUGGAUUUUUUGCUUUUCCUGUCACGGAUGCAAUUGCUCCUGGGUAUUCAAUGAUAAUAAAACAUCCCAUGGACUUUGGCACAAUGAAAGACAAGAUCGUAGCCAACGAAUAUAAAUCAGUCACAGAAUUUAAGGCAGAUUUCAAAUUAAUGUGUGAUAAUGCGAUGACCUACAAUAGACCAGACACCGUGUACUACAAGUUAGCCAAGAAGAUCCUGCAUGCGGGCUUUAAGAUGAUGAGCAAAGAGCGGCUGUUAGCUUUGAAGCGCAGCAUGUCGUUUAUGCAGGACAUGGAUUUCUCUCAGCAGGCAGCUCUCUUGGGCAGUGAAGACCCAGCAGUUGAGGAACCUGUUCCUGAGGUUGUCCCAGUGCAAGUAGAAACCACCAAGAAAUCCAAAAAGCCGAGUAGAGAAGUUAUCAGCUGCAUGUUUGAGCCUGAAGGGAAUGCCUGCAGCCUGACAGACAGCACUGCAGAGGAGCACGUGCUAGCCCUCGUAGAGCAUGCAGCUGACGAGGCUCGGGACAGAAUUAACCGGUUUCUCCCAGGUGGCAAGAUGGGGUACCUGAAGAAGCUUGGAGAUGGAAGUCUGCUCUACAGCGUGGUGAAUGCAACUGAGCCUGACGCUGAUGAGGAUGAGACACACCCUGUGGACCUGAGUUCACUGUCUAGCAAGUUGCUCCCAGGUUUUACGACACUGGGUUUCAAAGAUGAAAGAAGAAGUAAAGUUACAUUCCUCUCUAGUGCAAGCACUGCGCUUUCAAUGCAGAACAACUCUGUGUUUGGGGACCUGAAAUCAGAUGAGAUGGAACUUCUGUAUUCUGCAUAUGGAGACGAGACUGGUGUGCAGUGUGCACUGAGCCUGCAGGAGUUCGUGAAGGAUGCUGGGAGCUACAGCAAGAAAAUGGUAGACGAUCUCCUGGACCAGAUCACAGGUGGAGAUCACUCAAGGAUGAUCUUCCAGCUGAAGCAGAGGAGGAGCAUCCCCAUGAGACCUGCAGAUGACGUAAAGGUUGGGGACCCACUAGGAGAUAGUGGCCCUGUUCUGGAUUUCAUGUCAAUGAAACCAUACCCUGAUGUCUCUCUGGAUGUGUCCAUGCUCAGCUCUCUGGGGAAAGUGAAGAAGGAGCUGGACCACGAUGAGAGCCACUUGAACUUGGACGAGACAACCAGGCUCCUGCAGGACUUGCACGAAGCACAAGCAGAGCGAGGAGGUUCCCGGCCAUCCUCCAAUCUCAGCUCUCUGUCCACUGCCUCUGAGAGGGAGCAGCACCCUCCAGGAAGUCCUUCUCGCCUUAGUGUUGGGGAGCAGCCGGAUGUUACCCAUGACCCUUAUGAAUUCCUUCAGUCUCCAGAACCUGCAGCUUCUGCCAAGAACUAACUUGUGGGCUUUCCAGCUGUUUUCUUUUUCUUUUUUCUAAGUUUUUUUGAUACAUGGUUUUUUGUCACAAGACAGGAACUUUUGUCUCAUCCUCUCUGGCAUGUUGCAGCCUGAGGAAGAUGGUGGUGUGUCUGUGCUGCCAUGUCCACAGAAGAGGCCCAACAGCACCGAGUGAUGUCCUCUAAGUUCUGAGAAGUGACAAUAGAACACAAGAGUGUUGGUCUCUUCUGAGCCCCAAAGACCGAGUGUGUUUAUGAUCAAUCAUAGUCAUUCUACAUGAGUCCUGAACAGCUGUCUUGCAGUUCUCAAAGGGGAGCCUGCAGAACAGGCCUUCAGGUAGCUUCUAUUUUCUGUUUGGUCACUUGAGGAUGGAGAUGUCUCCCUGACAAAUAAUGAACCACCCCACAUUUUAGAAUGAAGUAAAUGCCCACAAAUGUUUCAGACCCAUAAAAUGUUUCAAAACUACACAUGUAUUUGCUAAGUACCUGUUUGUAUUUGCAAAAUACACGAACAUAGGUCCUAAUAAAGAGGUGCCAAAGGUGGUGA
This is a messenger RNA of Microtus ochrogaster (prairie vole), 2474 nucleotides long. RefSeq names its product bromodomain containing 9 (gene Brd9). Gene Ontology annotation, cellular component: nucleus. Lineage: Eukaryota; Metazoa; Chordata; Mammalia; Rodentia; Cricetidae. Gene Ontology annotation, biological process: regulation of transcription by RNA polymerase II. The record is from RefSeq and is a predicted model, not a curated record.